AUGUCUGAAGAAUCGGUGGCUGCACCAGCGCUUUCAACGACGCAAGGCGAUGAGAUAUUCGAUUUGGGCAAAUUUGAUGAUGUUACGAAAGAUCGAUCAGGUUAUUUGGGCCAAGUCCCUGAUAAUCGAACAGAUCUGGUGCGGCUGAUUUCAAAACACUAUCUGGUGGAGGAAAUCGUGCAGUUUUUGAAUCAAAAUGUUGAGUUUCGUAAGAUUACUUUACAGUUUCCGGAUUCGUUGGUCCAGGAUGCAGCACUGGUAGCGCAAUUACUGGAGCAAAGUAUCACUCAGGAGUCUGUCGGUGUUAGUGUUGAAGUACAAGCUACGUGUCGUGAGGAUCGUUGCUGUGGUUCUAGCUCUGACUCUUGCCAAAAUCGAGAGGCAGCCGAAGAGAGAAGAAUUUGGAUUCUGGCAGAUACGGCCUAUAGUGCAUGCUGCGUUGACGAAGUAGCUUCCGAACAUGUGAAUGGCGAUCUGGUUAUCCAUUUUGGAGAUGCAUGUUUGAACGCCGUUCAGAAACUGCCCGUGCUUUACUGCUUUGGUGAACCGUUCUUCGACGUAGAGGACGCAGUUGCACAAUUCCAACAAAGAUAUACCAGCCAUGACGAGAAAGUGGUACUUAUGGCCAAUGCACCCUACACGUGCCACCUGAAGUCGCUUCACGACAAGCUGCGAGCCCUAGGAUAUCUCAAUGUGCUUCGGAGUGAUCUUAAUGAAAGCUAUGCAGGCCCCACAGCGUCUUUUGUGGGGCGUCAAAAAAAGAACAGCGCAUUGCACACUGUCUUCACAUUAGACAACAGGGUCAUUCUGAGCGACGAUCAGACGCUCAGUGUGAGUGAAGAAGAGCUUCAAGACCAGUACGAUCUGUUUCAUAUCACAAUACCUGCGGACCCGAGGCUUCUUUUUCUGACGACCAAGUUCAGAUCUCUGAGCAUAUACGACCCUUCUGGUAAGUCUGUGUCGCAAGGUCCGUUCCCAUCGCUCAUGCGCCGCUACAAAUUUAUGCAUGUUGCCAGAACAGCUGGCACGAUAGGGAUUCUUGUCAACACUCUAUCGCUAAGGAAUACUAAAGAGACUCUGCGGCGUCUUGCAAAACUCAUCAGAGACAACGGGAAAAAACACUACAUGUUUGUGGUCGGGAAGCCGAAUGUAGCGAAACUUGCUAACUUUGACUCCGUAGAUGUAUGGUGUAUCUUGGGCUGCGGUCAAGGUGGGAUAAUUGUUGAUCAGUACAACGAGUUUUACAAACCCAUUGUCACUCCGUAUGAGCUCUCGAUGGCUUUGAACCCCGAAGUUACAUGGACAGGUCAAUGGGUUGUUGAUUUCAAGCAAGUAUUGGAGGGUCUAGAGGACGACCCUGACAUCAAUACUGCACCAGAAAACGGCGACACCGAUGCUCCGGAAUUUAACGCUGUAACGGGACAAUACGUCAGCACUUCAAGGCCACUGAGGAACAUUGCACACUUGGAAAUCAGCGAUCCGCGUGACAGCGACAACAAGCAGCAUGCUACUCAACUAGUAGAGAAGUUUUCCGGUGCUGUGACAAUUGGCAACACCUUGUCAACUUCUGCCAUGCAUCUUCAAAAUCGACAAUGGUCGGGUCUGGGAAGCGAUUUCACACCAGAAAAUUUCGAAGAAGACGGUGCAACUGUUGAAGAAGGUGGCAGCGGGAUAGCAAGUCAAUAUUCUUUUGACAAACAAAAUAAAGCAUCGCGUUAA
Molecule: messenger RNA, 1719 nt
Organism: Lachancea lanzarotensis
Lineage: Eukaryota; Fungi; Ascomycota; Saccharomycetes; Saccharomycetales; Saccharomycetaceae
Gene: DPH2
Product: LALA0S03e07360g1_1
Exons: 1
Coding region: 1-1719 (572 amino acids)
Biological process (GO): protein histidyl modification to diphthamide
Molecular function (GO): 2-(3-amino-3-carboxypropyl)histidine synthase activity
Source: RefSeq, a predicted model, not a curated record